Anolis sagrei ordinatus is the source of this 2507-nucleotide messenger RNA. The record is from RefSeq and is a predicted model, not a curated record. Lineage: Eukaryota; Metazoa; Chordata; Lepidosauria; Squamata; Anolidae.
AAAAAAGAGGAAGAUCAUAAGAUUUUUUUGAACCUUUUAGAUGAAAGAGAUAAAUUGAAAGAAUCUGAAAGUGGAAACAGAAAGAAAAGAGGAAUGUGGCAGAAGGAAAGAAGAGGAGGACGAGGGAUGCCCCUGGGAAGACUCCAGUGUGCCAGGAAAUGACUUUUCUAGUAGAUACGGGAGCUGACCACUUUGUGGUAACAAAGCCAGUGGCCCCUGAAAUUGGACUAGAACUUUGCUAUCAUGGCAAGACCUCUUUAUGAAGCUACAAAGGGGGGUGAAAAGGAACCAUUUAAUUGGACCCCCGAAUGUGCCCAAGCAUUUGCCCAGUUAAAACAAGCUUUGGUGCAAGCACCUGCAUUGGGCCUGCCAGAUUUGGAGAAGCCAUUUACCCUUUAUGUUGGUGAACGAGAUGGAAUAGCAGUGGGGGUGCUUACCCAGCUACUAGGAACCUGGCAGAGACCAGUGGCCUACUUGUCCAAACAAAUAGACAAUGUAGCAAAGGGUUGGCCAUCUUGUCUACGUGCUGUAGCUGCUACGGCCUUGCUGACUCAAGAAGCUGAUAAGUUGACUUUAGGACAAGAAUUAAUAGUUAAGGUCCCUCAUUCAGUAACGGCUAUUAUGGAAUAUAGAGGACAUCAUUGGUUCACAAAUAGCCGUAUGUUAAAAUAUCAGACCUUAUUAUGUGAAAACCCUCGAAUCAAGUUACAGGUUUGCAGUACAUUAAAUCCUGCUUCACUCCUGCCUAUUGAAGGAGAAUUGCUUCAACAUAAUUGUUUGGAAACUAUGGAUGAGAUAUAUUCCAGUAGGCCUGACCUAAAAGAUCAACCUUGGCCUAAGGCGGAUGCCACUCUUUUUACAGAUGGAAGCAGUUUUGUUGAAAAUGGACAAAGGUAUGCUGGAUAUGCCGUAGUAACUGCAACCUCUGUGUGGGAAGCAGAACCACUUCCUCUAAACACAUCAGCUCAAAAGGCAGAACUGAUAGCCCUAAUUAGAGCUCUUGAAUUGUCAGAAGGAAAAACAGUCAACAUUUAUACAGAUUCAAAAUAUGCAUUUACUACUCUGCAUGCACAUGGAGCUUUAUAUAAAGAAAAGGGACUGUUAAAUUCUGCUGGGAAAGAAAUACGACAUAGUGAGACCAUUCUGAGAUUGCUAGAUGCUGUCUGGAUUCCUGCUAAAGUAGCAGUGAUGCAUUGUAAAGGACAUCAAUAUGGCGAGGAUCCUGUGACCUUUGGAAACUGGUAUGCUGACACUACCGCAAAGGCCGCGGCCCGAAAGGGACGAGGACAAGAGCCGGUCAUGGCCCCUUUGCAGCUGUCAAAGUGGAAGGAAUCAAAGCCUGGAUCCAUUACACCAGAAUAAAAAAGGCACCACCUGAGUGGACUGCGACUCCUGAGCAAAAAGAUCCCCUGAGACUUCAUACCGUCAAACCAACAGCGCCAUGAGACCCAGAAAGAGGACUACGGCUCUGGUUUUGACCACAUACCUGGAAGCUGGUCAAAUAAAUCAGACAGAAGAUUGAGGAGCACUGUGGAAGUGCCUACGUGUAUGGGACAUUCUUCGGUGAUUGUGAUAAAUGAUUUUGUUUGAUUGUGUUAAAAUUGUUGUUGUUCUUUUCUUGCUUUAACAUAAGGAUCUGAUAUUCUGAGUUUGCGAUGCUACUGUUGAACAUUCGCUCGCAAAAAGGGGGGAAUGUGGUGGCCGUAUGAGAAAAAUAGAAUAAUUAUAGUUAAUGAAAUAAUGAAAUCUUACCUUAAAAGAGAAUCCUAAUAGUGUGGAAAAGAAGUUCUGGUGGUGAUUCUCUGGAGGAAGGGAAAAUGACAGAUGGAAUGAAAGAACAGAGAGGCAAGCGGCUAAUCUUAUGUCAAUAUUUGAGUUAGCCGAGGUCAGAACUGAAGCUAUUUGUGGAAGGUUAAAAGGGCUGAUGCCAAGAACAUAUUGAUAAUUAUUAAUCGAGGGAAGAAGUAAACAUCUGGAAGUAUGAUACAACAGCGCCAUCUCCUGUUUGGUUGAAGUAACAAGAAAGUGAAUUUAAUAUACCUUUUAGAAAUCAAUUAAAAGGACUAAUGUAUUGGAAUAUAUUGUGAAUGUAUUGUGAGGGUAAUUAAGAAGAAUUAAUAAGGGUAAUGCUUGCUUUGAAUAAGUUAAAGAUUCAUAAAGAAAUAUAGAUGAAGAUGUGUGGAAUCAUAUAAUAUGAUGUAUGAAGAGAAAUAUAUGAAGUGAUGAUUCAUUCUAAAGGUGAUGUAAGUCCUUUGGGAACAUAGUCAGCUGAUGGAAGAGAAAACAGUGGAAAUUAUAGUUAUCUCGCCAACAAAUGUUCUUGGCUGCGAUCCUCGAGGACAAACGGAUGUUGAUUAGAUUGUGUAAAAUGUCAACUCUCUUCUGCGCAUGUGUAACCCUGAGAAUUAUGCUAUAAAUACUGAAGCAAAUCUGACUUUGACUGUGUGUCAGACAUUGUAUUCUGAACACCCGAUCAAGCUUGAUUGAAUAAAGAGCCUGGAAUCAGA